UUUGGUCAGGGUGAGUCCACUGACUGUUUGCACAAUUUCUUGGACUCCACUAACUAAAGGGCACACAGCUCCCGUUUGGCUGAAUGGUCUAGCUGGCCAUCUUCUGAAAGCAUGGCUUUCCCAGAAGAAUUUGGAUGGGGGGCGUCCACUGCAGCUUAUCAAGUGGAAGGAGGCUGGGAUGCAGAUGGAAAAGGCCCUAGUGUCUGGGACACAUUCACCCAUCAGGGAGGAGAGAGAGUUUUCAAGAACCAGACUGGCGAUGUAGCUUGUGGCAGCUACACUCUGUGGGAGGAAGAUUUGAAAUGUAUCAAACAGCUUGGAUUGACUCAUUACCGCUUCUCUCUUUCCUGGUCACGUCUGUUACCUGAUGGGACGACAGGUUUCAUCAACCAGAAAGGAAUUGACUAUUACAACAAGAUUAUUGAUGAUUUGUUAACUAAUGGGAUUAUACCCCUAGUGACCCUUUACCACUAUGAUUUGCCUCAGGCCUUAGAAGACAAAAGAGGCUGGUUGUCAGAGGCAAUCAUUGAAUCCUUUGAUAAAUAUGCUCGGUGUUGCUUCAGUACUUUUGGAGAUCGAGUCAAGCAUUGGAUCACCAUAAAUGAGCCUAAUGUUUUUGCCCUGCUGGCCUAUGAUUUUGGAAUAUAUCCUCCUGGUGUACCUCACUUUGGAACUGGAGGUUAUCAGGCAGCUCAUAAUUUGAUUAAAGCUCACGCCAGAUCCUGGCGCAGCUAUGAUUCCUUAUUCUGAAAAGAGCAGAAGAGUAUGGUGUCCCUAGCAAUUUUUGCUACCUGGGUGGAACCGGCAGAUCCCAAUUCAGUGUCCGACAGGGAAGCUGCUAAAAGAGCCAUUGCUUUCUGCUUGGAUUUCUUUGCUAAGCCCAUAUUUCCUGAUGGUGAUUAUCCGGAAGUUGUCAAGUCCCAGAUUGCCUUCAUGAGUAAAAAGCAAGGCUAUCCAUCAUCAAGGCUUCCAGAAUUUACAGAAGAAGAGAAGAGAAUGAUUAAAGGCACUGCUGGUUUCUUUUCUGUGCAUUAUUAUACAACUCGCUUACUAAAGUACCAGGAGAAUAAGAAAGGAGAACUGGGUUUUUUCCAGAAUGUGGAGAUUCAAGUUUUUCCAGACCCAUCUUGGAUAAAAAGUUUGGAUUGGAUCUAUGUGGUGCCAUGGGGAAUACAUAAAGUACUGAAAUACAUUAAGGAUAUGUAUAAUAACCCUGUAAUUUACAUCACUGAGAAUGGGUUUCCCCAGGGUGACCCUGCAUCUCUUGAUGACACUCAGAGCUGGGAGUAUUUCAGACAGACAUUUCAGGAACUGUUCAAAGCUAUCCACCUUGAUAAAGUCAAUUGCAAAAUAUAUUGUGUAUGGUCUCUUCUGGAUAAUUUUGAGUGGAUCCACGGGUAUAGCAGCCGGUUUGGUCUCUUCCAUGUUGAUUUUGAGGAUCCUGCUAGACCUUGAGCGCCUUACACAUCCGCCAAGGAGUAUGCCGAGAUCAUCCAAAACAAUGGACGAGGAACAUCCAUAAAAGAUGGCUGACCCACAUCUCCUGGAGAAGAGGACUCUGGUUUUGGAAAAGAAGUCCACUUUGGUGAUCUUUUAGACAAUCUCAAAUUGCCUUUGUAAUCAUCUCCUACCAGCUGAUCUCUGAUUAUGAAGUCUGAAUACGGAAUGCCUGGGGAUGUAUUUAAUGAUAGCCUUUACUCUAUUUGCAUUUGGAUCAAUGAGGCUUUUAAAAAAAAAACAGAAUAAAAAACCACUGAAAUUGAUUUUUAUAUUAAGAAAUCAGAUAGACUUGAAAACUUCAAUUUAAAUCCUUAGAAUUUUUCUAGAAAAAAAUAAUGCAAAAUUCAUAAAUAUAGUGUGCUCAUGAUUUGCAGCUCUAAUAGCAAGAUCACAUAUUAUAAGAAUACUUGCUUAUGAGCCUAGCUUUUCUGGUUAUGUCAGCUUUGUUUGUUUUGUAGAUCCAUUUUCAUGUGGCCCAAAAUUCUUCUACUGUUUAAUCUAGUAUAAAAAAUCAAAAUUAAAAGUUAAUCACAUUAUAUAGUUAUGCAUUCUAUUCAACAAAGGGAUUAAUUGAUGGCACGUUUAAUAAAAUGGAUUUGUUGAUGUA
Messenger RNA from Lontra canadensis (Northern American river otter), 2107 nucleotides. Its product is annotated as cytosolic beta-glucosidase-like. Gene Ontology annotation, molecular function: hydrolase activity, hydrolyzing O-glycosyl compounds. The record is from RefSeq and is a predicted model, not a curated record. Lineage: Eukaryota; Metazoa; Chordata; Mammalia; Carnivora; Mustelidae. Gene Ontology annotation, biological process: carbohydrate metabolic process.